UCAAAUUGGGUGUGGAAAUGCGUGAGUCAGCAGGCUGAAGUUCUCCCCUCAGUCACAUUUUGCUCCUCAGAUCAACAUCUCAUUUGAUGUCGCGUGAGAAGUGGCGCAGCCCCUCAGCUCCGCGUGAGCUGCGCAGACCGGUCAAACUUUUUAGUGCUGUCACGCUCUCAUGUGUUCAGACUUGUUGAAUAACUUUAUCUUAACUCAUUGCACUGCCCAGGAAAGUUGUCUGUGGAUUUCGCAAACUAUGUGCGCUGAUUGCCCGACUGCUUGCGCGGAAAAGGAGCCAAUCUGUCAAGUUUUGAAACCAGGCGUGAUGGAGUCGCAAACAAAGCUGCAGCCGGGCGGAGGUGUUUGUCAGAGAGGAUGCGGGCUGCGGCUGUCCGGUGUGGACAUGGACUCCGGGCAGCACUGCUGUGUGGACGCGCUGCGCACCGUCACCGAGGCACUGGAGGAAAGAAGCGCCACUUUGGAGCAUGAAACCCGGAUGCAGAGGCUCAGGUGGAACCGGAGGGAGCAGAACCUGUUGGCCCAGGUGACAGCUCUGCAGAACGAGGCCCAGCUUUCUGCUCUCCAGUACCAGCGCAGACUGCACCAAUACAUGCUGCACAUCCACAGCAUGGCGGAGCAGGUCACCGGCUUCUGCCAGAGGGAUGUGAGGACAACUGCUGACAUGCAAAACAAGAUUUCAGAUAAAGAGGAAGAGGCUCAGGAGCAGCUGAAAGCACCUGAGGUGAAUGGAAAGGAGUUGUCCAAAUCGAGUCAUGAGGAGACUGUGGAGGCCUUUCGCACUGCCAGGGACCCCGUCGUGGUGCAGGUCAUCAGGCGGACCCCUAGCGGCCGCCCCCAUGGCCUCCCACAGGAAAUCCAUGUGGUGGAUGUGUGCACUCAGACCGACAUCACUUUUGAACACAUCAUGGCGUUGGCGAAGCUCCGGCCUUCGACCCCUCCUGUGCCUGACGUCUGUCCCUUCCUGCUCUCUGACAGCUGUCAUUCUCUUCAUACAAUGGACAAGGAUUACUAUGAAGGGACGGGCUACCUCUCCCCUGUUCCAGCUGACGGAGAGAGGACAGAGGAGUUUGAGUAUGAGGAAGUUGAAUUGUGUCGACUCAACAGCCAAGAGAAGUUGGGGCUAACUCUUUGCUACAGAACAGAUGAAGAGGAGGAUGUGGCCAUCUAUGUCAGUGAGAUCUGUCCAAACAGCAUCGCCGCCAGAGAUGGACGCAUCAGGGAGGGCGAUCGCAUUAUACAGAUUAAUGGCCAAGAUGUACAAGACAGAGAGGAAGCAAUGGCUGCCCUCUCCAAUGAUGGGAGUAGGAACAUCAUACUGCUGGUUGCCAGACCUGAGUUGCAGCUGGAGGAGGCCUGGCUGGAUGAUGAGCACAGUGAGUUCCUGGAGCAGCUGAAGAUGGAAAUGUUGGAGGAGCAGCAGAGAGAGGAGAUGGAAUUGGCUGCCUUACAGGAGGAGCAGGAGAAUGAGCAGAUGAGAGCAGAAGAUGACAAACCGACCUGCUCAACACUCCCCCAUCAUAAGGAUAACGUACUUAGUAUGAAGGACAGAAUGGAAAGCUCGGAGCAUAAUGUCCUGGCACACAUCCAACAACGUUUGUCCCAGUGCCUGAGAGACAAUCGGGACACACACCGUACCACCGGCUCCACGCGGCUGGAGGACAAAGAGGAUGAGGACGAUGAUGUCGAGGGGGAUCGUUUCCAGCAGCUCUUGGAGCUAAAGUGUCAGAUACGUAACAGCGGUGAGUACGACCUGUUCUACAGCCGGCGCAGCACUAUCGAGUGCAGCAUCGGGGAGCAGGGCGGCGUACAGCACGAGCUACGGAUGCUCAACGAGGAGCUGCGCAGCAUCGAACUAGAAUGUCAGAACAUCAUGCAGGCCCAUAACCUUCGUAAGGGCCAGCAGUCUCCCUCCACAGGACACUCUGCCCCCUCCACUAAAAACCAAAGCCUCAAUCGUAGUGACCCAUCCAGGGGUAAAAUUACUGACAUGGUAAAAUCCGACAAGGACAGCUCCAGUGCCUAUAACACGGCGGAAAGUUCACGAAGCACCCCUCUGGCAAUGGACCGCUCCCCGGAGCACUCACUACAGAGAAUGGUCAGCCUCACUAACCAGAGGAACCUCCGCAGUGGACUAGCAGGUGGCCCUUCUCUUAGCCCAAGCCCCAUCCCAGCAUACAAUGCUGCAGUCCCAGGGAAAAGUAGCAGCCCAGACCACAGCAAUCAGUCAAAAUCAAACCAGACUACUCAGGCUGAGGAGGAGAGCAGUGAGAACUUAAAGCCACUUGCUUCCCAGAUUCCAUACUUCUCUCCAUCCCACAGUUCCCAGCAGAGGCAGGUCAACAUCCCCGCACAUGCCCGCCACUACCAGAGCUACAUGCAGCUGAUCCAGCAGCACUCAGCUGUUGAAUAUGCUCAGAGCCAGCUUAGCCUGCUCAGUGUCUGCAAAGAGCCUCAGAGGCCCGUUAAUGAGCCCAAGAUGGAGUGGAAGGUCAAGAUCCGAAGCGACGGUACGCGCUACAUCACCAAGAGGCCUGUGAGAGACAAGAUCCUGAGGGAGCGAGCCCUGAAGAUUAAAGAGGAGCGUAGCGGGGGAAUGACCACUGACGAUGAUGCAAUGAGUGAAAUGAAGAUGGGGAGGUACUGGAGUAAAGAGGAACGAAAGCAGCAUCUGGUCAGAGCAAAGGAACAGAGGCAGAGACGAGAGUUCAUGCAGCGCAGUCGGCUGGAGAGUUUAAAGGAGAACCCUCAGAGCAGCAGCGAGGGUCGCAAGGAAGUCAGCAUUAUCGAGCUCAGCCAGAAGAAGAUGUUGAAGAAACGCAACAAGAAGAUCCUGGACAACUGGAUGACCAUCCAGGAGCUGAUGACUCAUGGUACCAAGGCCCCUGAGGCAGGGGCUAAGGUGCACAACGCCUUCCUAUCAGUCACUACUGUAUAAAACUAACACUCACAUUCUACCCCAUGCGGUAUACUAUACUUGCCUCGUUCAAUGUGGCGUUUUUAUGAGGACAAUAGGAAUAUUUUUCACACUUUGUAACCCAAAAAGCAUUUUGUAAAGAAUUUAUCAGUGUUGUCAUGGCAUUUUCUUCAUGUUUUUUCAAUAUUGUUUUUCACAUCACUAUGCGGGAAAAACAUUUUCUAUGAAAUGACGACUAUAUAAUUAUUUUAAUACUUAUAAACAUUUUUAUCUUUUCAAUUCUAUUUUCAUAUUUAUGUUACGUAACCAUAUACUCAAAAUGGUUGAAUGUCAUAUUAAGAAAAGUGAAUAAUUUUCUUUUAUUGAUUGUGUUUACUUGCUAAUUGCAACACCACAUGAGUCGGUGGGUCUCAUGCUUUUUACUUUCUUUUAUCGUUCAUUAACAGAUCUACUUAUUCUUUAAAGCUGAAAUCAGUAAGUCUUUUAGUUUUCUUAAGAGGAAUUAUUUUUCAGACUACUGGUUCUUAAAAAAUGUAUUGGAAGUCUAGCAGUCAACCACAGAUAUAUCAGCAAAUGAUGAUAGCCUAAGGAUGUUUUACAAAAUAAAAGUUCAAAUGAGGUACACGUUUCAGCUUUAAAAGGACAUCAAUAUCUAACAUUCCAAUCCUAGUACUGUCUAUCCUUUUCAUGAUGAAAGAUUGAGAAUAACUGCGGCAAGAAUGUGUUUAAUUCCUGAAAUGUUAUGAAUUUGAGAUAAAUCCAAAAGGGAAAGAAUCCAGUGUUUCACCGCUAACUGCCAUAUCUCUUUUGUCUGGGAAAUCCUCAAAGUACCGAAUAUUCAACAUUGUAAAUUAUGAAUACAAGCAAAAGUGUCUCAUCAAAAACUCAAUUAACUUUUGUUGAUGUAAUUUUUAUUAGCAGCAAUUUUAUGACAGCAUUUAAAAGUGAAAUACCUCAUUUUAAAGUGAAACUCUUCAUAUGUUGUUUCUAUGGCAUGUGAACUUGAGCCACUUUUCUUACAAACAUAAAACAACACUGCUACUCUGACUUUGUGGAAUAUGCACUAUGUAUACUGUACUGAAGAGUUUCUUUAGUGCAAAGUAACCAAAACAUAGUCCAAAAUAUUCGAACAAAUUGCCACUGCGGCAGCUUUGUUUGUAUAUGUUGCAGCUUUGGGUAAAAUCAAUUAGUAUUCAACUUUGUUUUGCCAAAUAUUGUAUUUUGAUUUCAGCAUUUUCAACUUCAGAUGGACCUGCUCAUAGCUUUGAUGUACCGUUUUUUUACAUCCUCAAAAUACACCUUUACUCAGCAUAGCCUUAACAGCAAAAUGGUAAGUUUGUGUUGCCAACUGAUUACAUACACAAACGGUCUCUGGGUGUCUCUGUGCAUUCAGCCUUAUUAACACAUGUAUAAUUAAGAUUUUAGUUCCUGGAAAAUACAAUAUAGUCGUUCCUUAUGUUUGAGUUGACAUUAAACAUGUGUUAGGAUGAUUGCCGCUGAGCAGGACUCAGAACACAGCAUAUUAAGGUCAUUUAAAAAAACUAAGCUGGUUAAAUGAAUGCGUUGCCAUUUACCAUCCGACUUUAAAGUCCACUUACAUGUACAGUAUCCUCAUUCGAAAUGCCUCAUUUUUAACUGAAGUAUUGUACAUUUGAAAUUUUAAACUGAACCUUGUACUUGUUUUAAGUCAAUGUCAAUGGUCUAAUUUCAAGUAAUGCGUAGUUGGCACAUUUGUAGCCGGGUAAAAUGUGUGAUAAUGGUGAUCUUUGGAAAAGAAAUGAUAAUAAAUUAUUGUUUUUUGGUA
This is a messenger RNA of Eleginops maclovinus (Patagonian blennie), 4730 nucleotides long. RefSeq names its product PDZ domain-containing RING finger protein 4-like. NCBI's taxonomy places the organism in Eukaryota, Metazoa, Chordata, Actinopteri, Perciformes, Eleginopidae. The record is from RefSeq and is a predicted model, not a curated record. Gene Ontology annotation, molecular function: protein binding.